AUGUCUCAAAGACAAGGACAACAGCAAAGACGGAAGCGAAGCACUUACGUAACUAUGGCAUGUACAAAUUGCCGACAAAAACACGCAAAAUGCUCCGGAAAAGUUACUUGUAGACGUUGCUCGCAACGUAAUCUUGAGUGUACUUUUAUUGAUUCAGGUAAAAGACGAGGACCAAGGGCAGUCGGCAGACUUGUAGAACAGAAUUAUGUUAAUAACGGUCCUGAACUUAAUUUUAAUGGAACAUAUAUGCUAUCCUCCGUAAUUCCUAAUAUCACUCAGG
Messenger RNA from Scutellospora calospora, 280 nucleotides. Lineage: Eukaryota; Fungi; Glomeromycota; Glomeromycetes; Diversisporales; Gigasporaceae. The record is from the annotation of a GenBank genome assembly.